AUGAUCGUCAUCAACAUACCCACAGACGCCAGCGUCUCGCUUCCUCCAGAGCCUCGUCCGCGUCCGACGUUGGACACCAAUACAUCCUCCGCAUCCUCGUCCUCUUCAUCGUCGUCACGAUCCGACACUCCAGCCACCGGCUCCACUUCCAGACGCCUCUCCCGCCGCGUACAGAGCAUGGCCGUCGCAAACCUCCUGCGCGACGAAUCACCCAAGCCCUCCACCUCGGCCAUCCCUUCGCCCGCCCCCGCCUCCACCUCCGACCUCAAGGCGCUCAACUACCAACUUCCCGCAGACAUCGCCGUGCCCCCCUUCGCACAGUCCUCCAAGGACCGAGAGCGCGAUCUCGCCCGCCUCUACGAGGCCGUCUCCGGUGCGCGUCGCAUCGCCGUCAUCUGCGGCGCAGGCAUCUCCGUCUCUUCCCCCGCCAACAUCCCCGACUUUCGCUCCGCACACGGCCUCUUUAAGAAGCUCAAGGAGAAGCAUCCCACCGCAGGCCUCUCCUCGGGCAAGGACCUCUUCGACGCUCGUCUCUUUAGCUCAGAGUCCACCUCCGCGCUCUUCUACUCCAUGGUCGCUGAGCUCAAACGUCUUGCAGACGAGGCGCAACCCACCAUCUUCCAUCGCUUCCUCAAGCGUCUCGAUGACGAGGGCCGUCUUCAGCGCGUAUACACACAAAACAUCGACGGCCUCGAAGAGAAGGCCGGCCUCACUUUCGGGCUCGGCGAGGCAGGCGACUCCACCUCCACCGUCCGCGCCCUCGGCAAGCGCAAGCGUCUCGGCGCCUCGGACUGGUCGCGCUCCAAGUCCGAUUCGGCCCUCCUCUUCGCUCACAAGCAGCAGCAGCAGCAAUCUCUUCCCAUGUUCCCGCGCACCAUCCCGCUCCACGGCACCCUCCAGACGCUCACCUGUGCUCUUUGCAACCACAAGGUGCUCCUCGGCAACACCGUCCACCAGCACUCUGACCAGCGCGACUCCUUACCCGCCUCGCGCGAAGGUUCCGCCUCGCUCGGCCACGAGGAGAGCAAGCGCGCCAUCGAGCUCCUCCAAAACGGCGAGGCAGUGCCCUGCCCGCGCUGCGUCACUGCAGACGAGGUGCGCACCUCCAACAACAUGCGCUCCCGCGGCGUAGGCAGGAUGAAGGUCGACAUCGUCCUCUACGGCGGUCAGAACGAAGGCGCAGAACGCGUGGGUCAGUGUCUUCAGCGCGACAUUUUGGGCUUGCGCGAUCCCAACGAGCCGCCCGUGCCCGAGUCCGCCGCAGAGACGCGCGCACGCGAGCGCAAGGAGAAGAAGCAGGCCGCCAAGCUCGAGCUUGAAGCCACGCUCAAGCACGAAUCGGCCAACGCAGGCGACGCCAGCAUCGAUUCGGAGAGCGCCAUCGAUUCCGACUUGGGAGCUCUCCUGCCAGCCCAGGACUCCAAGGAUGACAUCCUCGCGCGCGCCUUUGCCGAUGAGGCCGAAGCAGAAGCGAGCGAGCCCAAGAGUGGCACUCAGGAAUCGGCCGCAGCGUCCAAGAAGAAGGCCGCCCGCCCGCCGCGCCUCAAGCCGCUCCCGCCCGACCUGCUCAUCGUCGCCGGCACCAGUCUCAAGGUGCCCGGCACCAAACGCAUCGUGCGCGAAUUCGCCAAAGCAUGCCAUGCCCAGGACGAGUGGCUCGUCUAUUCCUCCGACGACGAACCGGACACCAGCACCGCCGAAGACUCCAGGAAGCGUCGUGCCACCCCCAAGCCCGACAAGAGUGUCAGUACUGGCACCGAGGAGGGCGGGGAUGACCAAGACGACGAGAUCCACGAUCCCAGUGCGCCCAUCCGCACCAUCCUGCUCAACUACGAUUUCCCCAAUCCGGCGCGCGAGUGGGAGGACGUAUUCGACGUGUGGAUCCAGGGCGACUUGCAGCGCGCCGCGCUGUCGCUCUUCCCCGCCAAGUCUGUCGAUGAAGCGGCGCCGGUGGAGGUGCAGACGAUCGAGCAGGUGGUGCGCAGCCACACGUGGGCCCGAUUUAGCGACUACCUCGACGAGCAGCGCAAGCUGGCCAAGAAGCAGAAGCGCGCCGCGCUCACCGAUGCUCGCAAGGGCCGCUUCGAUCGCACCGUCUCGGCGGCGGCCAAGAUGGAGCGUACCCAGUCUUCCGCCACGCCUCCCGCGAGCGCGGCAGCGGGAACCAAGUCUGACAAGGCUAGGAGUCGAUCUGAAUCGCCCGUCAAGAAGCGUGCUGCAUCCAGCGCACCUGCCAAACGUGGUGGGGGUGGGUUGAAGCGAAGCACCAGCAAGGCGAAUCCGUUCGUGGCCGCGGGUGUUACGGUGGACAUUGGCACAAUCGCAGAGGAGGACGAGCAGGCGCAGGGAAAAGGACGUGACGGUGGCACGGUACGGAAGGACACGCCACCGUCGGUACAGCCUCCUUCCACCGCCAUCGGCCGUAAGAGGUCGUGGGCCAGGUCGCAGACCAUGCCCGAACAGCAGCUCGUCGUGCUCGUCGACAGCCAGGCGAAGAACUGCAGUGCUGCGACGUAUGGAAAGCAAAAGCGCAAGGACGCCAUGUCCAAGGCGGAUAAGGCUAGGUGGGCCGCCGUGCAGAGCGGCACCGCCGAGGUGUAG
This is a messenger RNA of Moesziomyces antarcticus, 2601 nucleotides long. RefSeq lists its product as uncharacterized. NCBI's taxonomy places the organism in Eukaryota, Fungi, Basidiomycota, Ustilaginomycetes, Ustilaginales, Ustilaginaceae. Gene Ontology annotation, biological process: regulation of DNA repair; negative regulation of transcription by RNA polymerase II; pericentric heterochromatin formation. Bases 1 to 2601 code for a protein of 866 amino acids. The transcript has a single exon. Gene Ontology annotation, cellular component: mating-type region heterochromatin. Gene Ontology annotation, molecular function: NAD+ binding; histone deacetylase activity, NAD-dependent. The record is from RefSeq and is a predicted model, not a curated record.